AUGGCUACAUGUGACCUGGACAAUACCCGUGACAGCCUGCACAGGCUGCUGCGACAGCGCAUGGCGUGCAGCAACACGCUUCACUGCGACAGCGGCUACAGCUCCGCUAACCACUCCAGACAGACGUCCCUUGACUCGAGCGCCGCGGUGGAGGUCGCGCCGUCGGCGCCACGCCACCUCAGCACCGCGGAGGCGGUGCCGGCAGGCUGCGACUGGCCGCGGCGGCCGCCGCUCGAGGUGCCUCCCAGCACGGACUUCGUCUUCACCCGACUGGAGAUUGAACGGGCGCGGCGGCCGGCACCGUUCGUCCGUCUCUCGGACGAGCUGGCGCUGCGCGUGUUCUCGCAUCUGUCGGCGGACGAGCUGAGCCGGUGCGCGCGCCUGCGCCGGCUGGAGCUGCGCGGCUGCACGACCAUCAGCAGCCGGGCGCUGACGGCCGUGCUCAGCAGCUGCUCACGGCUCCAGCAUCUGGACCUGACUGACGGCACGCUGGGCCUGGUGGCCGGCCGGUGUCCGGCUCUGCGCGAGCUCAGCGUGGCCGACUGUCCCCGGAUAACGGACGUGGGCGUGCGCCGGCUGGCCCCGCUCGGACCUGGCCUGCGCCACCUCAGCCUGGCGCACUGCCGGACCGUCUCGGACGCUGGCGUCGCGCAGCUGGCGCUCAGCUGCCGCCGUCUGCGCUACCUGAACGUGCGCGGCUGCGCAACUGUUGGCGACGCGUCGCUGGCGGCGGUGGCGCGCGGCUGCCGACGGCUGUGUGCGCUCGACGUCGGCAGGAGUGACGCGAGCGACCUGGGUCUCCGGCUGCUCGCGCAGCACUGCCCGGACCUGAGGAGGCUCAGCGCCAGGGGCUGUGAGAUGGUGAGCGACGCGGGGGUCAGGGUCAGCGUGCAGGACUCGGCUGUGACGCUCGAGGGCUGCCGCACGGUAAAGAAGUACUGCAAACGCUGCACCAUCGAGCACUCCAGACCCGGCUUCUACUGA
Molecule: messenger RNA, 984 nt
Organism: Pollicipes pollicipes
Lineage: Eukaryota; Metazoa; Arthropoda; Thecostraca; Pollicipedomorpha; Pollicipedidae
Product: F-box/LRR-repeat protein 7-like
Exons: 6
Coding region: 1-984 (327 amino acids)
Cellular component (GO): cytoplasm
Molecular function (GO): protein binding
Source: RefSeq, a predicted model, not a curated record